Dendronephthya gigantea is the source of this 3334-nucleotide messenger RNA. RefSeq names its product major facilitator superfamily domain-containing protein 4A-like. The transcript is spliced from 13 exons. The record is from RefSeq and is a predicted model, not a curated record. Bases 1347 to 3098 code for a protein of 583 amino acids. NCBI's taxonomy places the organism in Eukaryota, Metazoa, Cnidaria, Anthozoa, Malacalcyonacea, Nephtheidae.
UUGAAUUAUUUUUAUUUCGAAACACGGGCAGAUGGCUCUCGUUGCAGCCGAGGCCAUAAAAGAUUCAUGAUAUAAUUUCGCGUUCAGCCCACACAAAAAUUUUCUUCAACAGUAUCCGCUUUAAAAUGCUGUAUAUCUCGAUCUAAUGUGAAAAUGGAGUCGACGGCUUUAACGUCGUCCAGGUUUCUUCCAUAAGAGGAAGCGUCUAAUUUGAAGUAUUUCUAUUUGGAAAUGUCCCGGAAAUAGACCAUACAAUUUCUGCAUGUAAAUCCCGUUUAUGCAAAAACCGGCGAAUAAAAAAAUAGCUUCCCACGGAUUGUAAUAUAUACUGAAACACCAAUGGAGGUAAAGUUUCAAAUUUAAAGUGUUGAUUGAAGAAGACAGACGUAUCACGGUAGUGAUAGUGCCUUUCUUUACCCGCACAUUGUCGAUGUUUCCCGUGAUUGAACAGGUCAGGUAAAGUGAAAAUUUUGUAUAAUAUAACACACACAGGAAUCUGGCGGUCGCGUAUACAAAAUUAAUCCCGAGCUGACAGGCAAUAAGAGAUAAUUACAAAGCCUAUAAACGAAGGAAUAUAAUAACUUACGGCAAAUCGAAAUCUGAAAGUUUCUAUAUAUGAUCAAAAACGUUUGGACCCUAACAUACAUAUAUAUGGACGAGAUCAGGUCUAAGCUGACAGCCAUGAAGAGGAGAUAAUUGCAAAGCUUAUAAAUUAAAGAAGAAGUGUAUCUAAGAUUGUAAAUGCAAGAGAGAAAGGAAUAAAUGAAAGAACAUCUUAACCUAUUCUGAUGAUCAGUGCCAUGUUUGCUUAAAGAUUUUCACUGGCGAUCAGAAUUUGCAACACAAGUAACUUCAUUGAAGAUAGCUAGAGCCAUCAUUUCAAGAAUACGAUCUACGACGAUUAUACACUGACCGGGUAAAGAUUGUCAUGCAGAAAAACAUAAAUUAGGAAAUCAAGAUACACUUUCAGGAGCUUUGUUUACAAUUGCAGAAAAAAAACAACAAACGUGAGGUAAAGAUAAAGAGAAAACAUAUAUACACAUAUCUACAAAUUCAAACGAUUUUGCUUUAUAUUAAAACAUAUUUUGAAAAGAAAUUCUACACAAAUAAUUGUACGAUUCAUUUUAUACAUCAAACUAAUAAAAGAACUUAUAACCAAGAUCACCUGACAACAUUUCGAAAAGAAGCAUAUACGAUUACGAACCCGUGCAUAAUGAGAAAAUUUGAUAAACGAAGCAUCAGUGAAUAACUCAUAUAUUAUAACAUUGAAAAAAUUUCAAGAAGAAAUCAGCAGAAAUAAAUUGAACACUACAUUGAAAUAACACAUUGAAGCAUCAAUUCUAAGAAUGGUAACUUCAAGUGGAAAGAUGUUACAAGAAUUGUUUAAAGGCGAGGACAGGCCUAAUAUGUUUGUGAAAAGUCCAAAACGACAAAAGAGUCAUUUUGACAUGUUAAAACGAUGUUUCUCCCAAGAUUAUAAAAGCGAGAUGGAAUUUCUAGGAGGGAAACUCGCAACACUAUGCUACUGCGGAGCGUUCCUAAGUUUUGGAAUAUCAGAGGCGAUAAUUGGACCAACGUUAUUGGAGCUAGGCUGUCUGACUGGACGCGGGGUGAAUAGGAUAGCAUGGAUCGUUUUCACUCAAGCAUUUAGUGCAUGGUUUGGAUCGCUCACUGGAGGCUUGCUAGCUGAGAGAUAUAACUGCAAUCGAGUGCUCGUCACGAAUGUCUUGGCAAUCAGUAUAUGUCUGGCCUUUAUACCAGUGUGGUCAAACUAUUAUGGAAUGUUAAUCACGGUUGGCUUAUUGGGAAUUAAUAUGGGGAUGAUAGACACAGUUGCAAAUGUAAAUCUCAUCAAAAUACAUGGAAGAGAGGUUGCGCCAAGAUUACAGGCCCUUCACUUUUGCUACGGUAUGGGCGCACUUCUAAGCCCUAUGAUUGUUCGUCCGUUUCUACGGGACAAAUGCGAUGGAACAGUGGUGAUUCAGAACUCGACGAAUUCUACGACAGAAAGAAAUAUAACAAUGUUUAAUCUAACAACGACGAUUUCAAAAGAGCCAGUCACAGUGCAGUUUGGUUAUUGGAUUAUCGCAUCGAUACAAAUUCCAAUCAUUCUUGGCCUGGCAUUCCUUGUUUUCAAGCAGAAGCGACUCCGUGAGACAUUUCCUGUUCAAAAUGAAGGGGAGAUCAUUUCAUUAGCAGGCAAUAAUUCAGAAAACACGAGCGGGGAAAUGAAAGAUCUUAGUCAGAUUUUUAAGCCGGUCAGUUUACUACCGGCUAAAAGACCCUGGAUUACAAUCUCCGUACGGGUUUUACUCAUCACAUUUCUAUCUUCUAGUUUGCUCUUCUUAUGCGAAGGUCUAAAGGGUAGCUUUGCUGGUUAUCUUUAUACGUUUGCUUUGAAAAGUGAAGUCCAUUUUACAAGUCGUCAAGGAGCUUUCCUAAGCGCUCUGUUUUGGGGCCAUUUUGCAGUUGGUCGUUUUAUAUCUAUUCCUGUAGCAAUCUUUAUUAAACCAGAUAGAAUGGUUUGCAUAAAUUUGGUUGGAUGCUUAAUGUCAAUGUCAGUUGUAUUGUAUUUUCACGACAAAGCACUUGCCAUAUACAUUGGGACAAGUCUGUUUGGACUGUUUAUAAGCAGCGUGUUUCCUUCAACCUUAGCUUUGGCAGAAUUAUAUAUCAAUGUAACAGGUCCUGUGACAAGCGUGAUUGUCAUUGGCUCUGCAACUGGAGAGAUGGUGAUUCCAAUGAUUGUUGGAAAGCUUUUCAUCAAAGAUGGUCCAAUUUAUUUCCUGGUAGUUGGUUUGAUUACGUGUAUCCUAGCCCUGAUGAUGUACGUUGCUCUAAAGUGGUCAUCAAAUGUUGCACCAGACGUCUCAGCUACAUCACUUCUGCGAAACAUUUACAACACGUUAUGUCAGUGCAGGAAUCUCGCACGCAGAACAAGCGAUGCGAAAUAUGAAUAUAUAAAACUACUCCCUACAUUAGUAGAGAUGUCCAGUGCUUCAACUUCCAUGGAUUCGACCGAACAGGGAACGGAGGAUAGCACCAGCACUUUGGUAGCUAAAUCAAACAGUCUGACAUCUGUCGCAUCGAUUGAAUAAAAACAUAGGAGCAGCUGCAUUUCAAAAGAGAUUGUCCUAAAUGAACUGUUUAUCUGAUCUUUUAUCAAUUCUUGGUAAAAUAUUAGUGGUACAUGCUGAUUAUUAUUUUAAAAUUUGAGGCAAUCUGUAGUACAUUUGCAUUGUACAAACUUAUACGAAUAUGUUUUCAUACCCAAAGGAUUGUAUAUUUGGUGUUUGUUGGCACAGAUAUAAAAUGUUCACAAAUAAAAUAGCCA